AUGAUGGAAUUGCAUAGCAAAGCGUGUGUUGCCGAAAGUAUCAUAUUUGAGGUUGACAAUGAAAAAGAAGAAAGCGUUAAUCUGGAGGAAUAUGAAAACUUUUCUUGCAACUUAGCAAUAAUAUUAGCAAGAAACAGGGAAGUGGUAGCAGUAAGAUUGAUCCACCACGCAAAUAAAUGUGAUGUUUACCUUGCUAAAAACAGCCCUUGGACCAACAUAGAUGUUGAGUAUAUCGACGAAAUCGAGAAAUAUGUUAAAAGUUUGUCUAAAGAUGCUCACAUCAAAUUAGAAGUUGCUUUGGAAAGAGAAGAUGUGGGGAAUUUAUUCGGACGUGUAUUGGAGUAUUGUUCUGCUAAGAUCGAUAAUAGAUUUGAAAAACUUAAGGGCGACAUAAAAGAUGAUAUAAAAAAUAAUAAACAAGAUCCGCAUAUUAGAACUUUUAUGGAUUAUGCAAAUAUUAACGCUAAGAAUAUAGAUGAAGUAGAUGGAUACACUUUAAGUCCGUCUCAGUACAAACUCCAAUUUGCUAAUAUACGUGUGCGUAGAAUUGAUCCCGUUAUUAUUAAUCAACCCAUAUCUUUUUGGAAGAAUACUGUCCAAAGGUAUAUUCCUGAUCCCGCACAGUAUGAAGAAUUUAAGAGGAGAUGUUUGAACGAUAAAUACAUAUCAGGAAGACUAACCAAUAUAUAUGGUAGCGUAGAUGGACUGGACAACGAAGACAUCAAACAACGCAUAUUUGUAAACAGAAAAGGAUAUAAAGUCUACACUUCUGGAGCGCAUAAGAAAUUAUUUUCUAAAUGGUUACUUCCGGAAUUAAAAGACAUCUCCCUCAGAAAUGAAUCCUUGAAUUAUAUGAUAAACCAACUUGAUAAGGUCAUUAAUAAAGAAAUAGCAAAACAUUAG
Funneliformis mosseae is the source of this 903-nucleotide messenger RNA. The record is from the annotation of a GenBank genome assembly. NCBI's taxonomy places the organism in Eukaryota, Fungi, Glomeromycota, Glomeromycetes, Glomerales, Glomeraceae.